Didymella exigua CBS 183.55 is the source of this 726-nucleotide messenger RNA. RefSeq lists its product as uncharacterized. The transcript has a single exon. Lineage: Eukaryota; Fungi; Ascomycota; Dothideomycetes; Pleosporales; Didymellaceae. The record is from RefSeq and is a predicted model, not a curated record. Bases 1 to 726 code for a protein of 241 amino acids.
AUGAUCUUCGGCGGCCUGGAGGUAAUUGCCGGCGGCUAUUUCGCCCAUAAAUACUACAAGAACAAAAACGAGAAGAAAAGACUAGAAGAUGAGGCUCAACAUCGGAGAAACAACACGUUUCCCAGCAAUGGACUGUCUACUUAUCCGUUAAAACCGCAAUUCCAGCACCAAGAGCAACGCCUACAACAUCGGCCACAGCAGACAACUCCACCACAGAAGUAUGCGUGUCAUGCACCAACACCACCUCGACCACAAUGUCAGGGUCGGCCUCGUCCACAGCAGGUGAGACCGAAACCAAGUCACACUCAGUCGUUUACGAUACAGCGUCGACCUGUACCGCAGCGCAAGCCUGAUAUCAUCGUCCAGCCCAGUCUGCAACGAGCUGAUUCCAUGGCCACGUUGUCACGCAUGCCUAUCGCCAACGGUUACCGACCAUCGAAUCAGGCUGGCCAGAAUUCACCGCCACGAUACCAAACGAGCGGUCUCUCGCCCAUCCAGCAAUCACCUUAUGGCAAUGCUGCUUUUUCGAUUUCUUCACCAGCCUUCGGCGCAACACCUACGUCACCGCCUGUUAGCUAUGUCACGGCACCUGAGGGAGGAAGGCAUACAACCGAAGACAACUGGGAGACCUACGAGCAUCAAGCUCAUCGGUACUCGGCGUAUGCGCCAACGGAAGCAUCAACGCAGUUGGGCGAGCAGGAACCUCCGCCCCCAUAUGCGCCAUGA